Molecule: messenger RNA, 3629 nt
Organism: Sorex araneus (European shrew)
Lineage: Eukaryota; Metazoa; Chordata; Mammalia; Eulipotyphla; Soricidae
Gene: CAB39L
Product: calcium binding protein 39 like
Exons: 11
Coding region: 657-1670 (337 amino acids)
Biological process (GO): intracellular signal transduction
Molecular function (GO): protein serine/threonine kinase activator activity
Source: RefSeq, a predicted model, not a curated record
AGCAGCUGUGGGGAUCCCGAGGGAACCGGGGGAGAGACUGGGGGGCGCGAGGGGACGGAAGCCGGCCCCUUCGGGUUUUCUGAAAUGAAACUGGUUUCCUGGCUUACGUUUCAGCCCCGGCUAGGGCAAGCGAUGAAUGGUGGUGGCCGAGUUCAGGGUUUGGUUCGUUCAUUGUGGGGGUGUCGCGGGUGGCGGUGCCCGUGGGCGCCGGGGAGCGGUGACGGUCGUCCUGUUUCAGAAAGUUCCCGGCCGCCGCGGCGCCUGGCGGGGUGCUGGGAGUGGGAGGAGGGCAGUGCCGCGCCUCGUCUCGGGCUCGCCGGAGACAUUCUUACUUCUCGCCGCUUUCCGGCCGGACGGUCUGUCAGGGAGCAGGUCUCGGUCGCGCCGUCGGGCGCCAGCUGCUCGCGGUCGCGGAUAUACAUCAAAUAUUGAGAAGACCAUCAGGAGCUAAAUGUUCUAUUUAAACCUGUACUUGCUGCUCAGAAAAUAAAGAUGCAGACCCAGAGUCAGUGGUUUAUAUGUUCUUCAUGCAAGAGUAAUGUACUAAAGGAGAGAAGUAAGCUGUGUUAAUCAAUAAGGGUUGAAAAAGUUGAAACACAUUUGCACAUGAUUUACAAUUUAUAAGCAUUCCAUAUUGGAAGAAGAGAUCACUAUAGAUGAAGAAAAUGCCUUUGUUUAGUAAAUCCCAGAAAAAUCCGGCAGAAAUUGUGAAAACUCUGAAAGAUAAUAUGGCCAUUUUGGAAAAACAAGACAAAAAGACAGACAAGGCUUCCGAAGAAGUGUCGAAAUCACUGCAAGCAAUGAAAGAGAUUCUGUGCGGUACAAACGAGAAGGAGCCUCCGACAGAGGUGGUGGCCCAGCUGGCGCAAGAGCUGUACAAUAGCGGACUGCUGGUGACCCUCAUCGCCGACCUCCAGCUGAUCGACUUUGAGGGAAAAAAAGAUGUGACACAGAUAUUUAACAACAUCCUGAGAAGACAGAUUGGCACUCGGAGCCCGACGGUGGAGUACAUUAGUGCUCACCCUCACAUCCUCUUCAUGCUCCUCAAAGGGUACGAAGCCCCCCAGAUUGCCUUGCGCUGUGGGAUUAUGCUGAGAGAAUGUAUUCGAUACGAACCACUCGCCAAAAUCAUCCUCUUUUCUAAUCAGUUCAGAGAUUUCUUUAAGUACGUGGAGUUGUUAACAUUUGAUAUUGCUUCAGAUGCCUUUGCUACUUUUAAGGAUUUAUUAACCAGACAUAAAGUGUUGGUAGCAGACUUCUUGGAACAAAAUUAUGACACUAUUUUUGAAGACUAUGAGAAAUUGCUUCAGUCUGAAAAUUAUGUGACUAAGAGACAAUCUUUAAAGCUGCUAGGGGAACUGAUCCUGGACCGCCACAACUUUGCCAUCAUGACCAAGUAUAUCAGCAAACCGGAGAACCUCAAGCUGAUGAUGAACCUCCUUCGAGACAAGAGUCCCAACAUUCAAUUUGAAGCCUUCCACGUCUUCAAGGUGUUCGUGGCCAGUCCUCACAAGACACAGCCCAUUGUGGAGAUCCUGCUGAAGAACCAGCCCAAGCUCAUUGAGUUUCUGAGCAGCUUCCAGAAGGAGAGGACAGACGAUGAGCAGUUCACCGACGAGAAGAACUACUUGAUCAAGCAGAUUCGAGACUUGAAGAAAACAGCCCCGUGAAGACCUCGCCUCGUUUCUUGCAACACUCACUGUCUCAUUUGUUGUUUGUACAAAAAAGUGUCAUUUCAAAAAAGUGAUCAUUUGGGGGAAGGCUUAGGAGGUGCCUAUAUUUUGCUCAAUUCAUUGUUCGUGGUAGAUGAAAUAUAAAAACGUUUGAAUGAAAACAAAUUAACCUAGAAUAAUAUAUUCAUUUUAAUCAAGUCUGUGAUGAUUUAUGUGAAAUCAGAACAAUUGUGUUAGACGUUGAUGAAAGAAGUUGUAACCCUGUGCUGGCAGGAGGCGGCAGGGCUGUGGGCUCAUAUAGCUGCGUUCUCAGGCCAGGUGGAAGUGUCACUGGGCCCCUGAGAGGAAGCAGACCUCAGAGAACUGCCUGGGGGAUUGGUACAAAAUUGCUUGCACGUUUGCACUUAGAGAAAUUUAUUUAAGGCUCUUGCUUCCAGUCAUAGUCUUGUGUCCUGCCCAUCUCUUUGUGCUGUAGCUGAUUUCCUAGGAAAUCAAUGCCCACCUCCUUGCUCAGCCUUCCUUUUUGAUCUCUUUCCCAGUUUAGUACAGUGGAUCUUUUCAGCCUUACUCAUGUGCACCACCACCACCCCCCCCCCCCACACACACACACACACCCCACUUCAUUCUGCAGUCAGGUUAUCCUGGAACCGACUAAGUAGGAUGAAUGAACAACAAAAGUCAGAGGUGGCCCCUGGGAGAUGGCUGAAUUUCACACUUCAUACUUCAUCGUCGGGGUACAGUUUUUGUGGGGAAAGCGUGAUCUAGAAUGGGAAUCUUUACUCUGGGAGCACAGCAUGCAGAAAAACAGGGGUCCAAAAGGUGGUGCAGGUGUUUAGACCAUUUUAAUAAAUAAGGGCGCAUCAGAAGGGCCAAUGAUGAUAAAAAGUUCUCGAAUAAGCUUUUGGGGAUGGUUUCGUUUUGUUUUCAGUUUAUUUUCAAACUAGUGGCCACUCCAGUUUUCCACUAAGAGUCUUCAGGAAACAAAUAGAAAAAUCUACCAAUUUUAGUCCCCAAUAUUCUCCAGAAUGAUUAAGGAGUUCAUUUGAGUUCCUUAAAAAAAAAAGACAAAUAAUAAAUAAAAGCAACAAGAAUAAAUGUCUGAAAUAAUAUUGAAAACAAACAUGUUCAGACAUCAUGUGUUAAAUAGGAUUCUAAAGUUAGAUUUACAGGGCCUAAAAGGGUCAUUUUCCCCACCAUUCCUCUUCCACAUUAUGAUUUGCUGCAUUCCAUAGGCGCCCUCCGUCCUCGUCACAUUAUUGGGUGCUGUGUUCCCAGCCGCUCUCCCUGGAAGCCCUCUGGGACCUCAGUGGGCUGUGGCCUGACGGGUCACUGGUUUCACUCUCCUUGGCUUGCCGCAGGCCCUGUGCGCUUGACCUCGUCCCCCGCCUUAGAACAACUUUGGCCCUGCCAGUGCAGCAACCAUCAACCUUCAACCUUUGUUCUUCAGCCACUGUAGUCAGAUUAUUUUAUUACAUUCCCUAACAUUCUGUCUCUUAAAAUUGACCUUUCUGCUUUCCCUACCUUGCUUAGCGAGAGAAUAGGAAAUAUAUUUUUUAAAAAAGAAGGUACAAUGACCACUGAAAAUUUUUCUCAGUACUCUUCAAGGAUACUGAGUGUUAUCCCAUGAGCAAGCAAAGGCCCUGCACAAUUCUUUGAUUAUAAACUGGCAUCUGCUUUCCCAGUGACUUGGCCUGGUUGUCCUUUAUUCUCAUUUCAUACCUGUCAGCCAGAAAGCUGAGCCUGAGAGCAGAGAAGGAAGUAGCCAAGGUUUUGUUGUGAUACAGAUUUGUAAAGCAUUCACGUGAAAAGGAUGGGCAAGAAGCUCACUGUCCAAAUAUGUUUGCACAAAAUUCGCUGUAAAUAUUGUGAGUUGAAUUUUUAAAAGGUCCUAUUUAAUAAGCUAUUUCAAAAGCACACAUUUAAAUAAAGAUGGACUAAAUAAAAGCGUGCCACAUA